Molecule: messenger RNA, 2282 nt
Organism: Cotesia congregata
Lineage: Eukaryota; Metazoa; Arthropoda; Insecta; Hymenoptera; Braconidae
Source: the annotation of a GenBank genome assembly
AUGGACAAGCAUUUACCGGAGGGAAAGUUGAUGAAAAACGAGCACAAAUACCCGGGAAAAUUUAUCGCUGAGAGAGCGAGGAAUCAUGUAGUUAAUUUAACGUCCCUUGGACCCAGAGUAGCUGGUAGUUAUGCUAAUGAAGUAAGAGCUGUUAAUUAUUUAACAGCUGUGAUAAAUGACACCAUAAAACAAGCUAAUGAUAAUCAUAGGAUAGUUGUUGAUGUCACUAAACAUUCGGGUGCGUUUCCGCUUACUUUUCUCGAUGGAAUGACAAGUGUUUACAAGAAUGUCCAGAAUGUUAUUGUUAAACUGGGCCCAAGGAGAGAUCCAGAGCACAGUUUGUUGUUGAACUGUCACUUUGACUCGUUUCCCGAAAGCCCUGGUGGAUCUGAUGACGGCGCGGGUUGUGCUGUCAUGUUGGAGAUCUUGAGAGCUUCUCAUGGAUUUAUAACACAACAUCCUUGGGCUAAAGAAAUAAAAGCGUUUAUAAAUAUUGAAGCUUGUGGUGCGGGUGGCCGUGAAUUAUUAUUCCAAGCUGGUCCAGAAAAUCCAUGGAUUGUUGAAGUGUUGACUUUGCUUGGACGACCAAUGGCUACGUCUACCAUACAAAGUUCGAUACCGUGGAGCAAAUACCUCUCGGAGCGCUCCAACGCACUGGCGACAAUAUACUCGCGUUGACUCAGGGAAUAGCUACGGGGAAUUACCUAGGUAACCCAUUGAUGCAAGACCACGACGGCAGUCUUAUGUUUUUUGACUUCCUCGGAGCUUUUGUCAUCAGGUGGCCACAUUUCAUCUCGACUAUAAUAAAUAUUACGAGCAUUUUCAUCGGAGCUUAUUCUAUAUAUUUAAACAUGAAGGUUGCUCGUCAAGAGUUAAAAACUUCGACAUAUUUAAAGCAAAUAUUAAUUUGCGUCUCAAUAAUCUGUGCCUCAUGGAUAAUUUCAAUGAUGUCAGUUACAUUCAUUGCACUUAUUCUUACUAAACUUGAGAAAGUUAUGAGCUGGUACGCUAGACCAGCGUGGUUAUUUUUCCUCUAUGUUUGUCCGACACUUGCAGUUUCGAUGCUCUGUUUUUUGUAUGCAGCAAAUCGACAAAAACAAGUGGUUAACACUCCUUGGACAUUGUAUCAAUUAUACAAUGAUGCUUAUAGUGUGAUCUGGAUGUCAGCAUUGUUAGCUUGCAUUUUAUUAGAAAUACGUUCAGGUUUCAUACCAUUGCACUGGGUGAUAUUCCCAGCGUUUGGUAAUAUUAUACGACAUAGUCUCUUUGAAAAAUGGAGAGAAUGGAAAUGGCUGUGUUAUCAAGUAGGAAUAUUAAGUUUACCAUACAUGCAGUCAUUUUAUUUAGCAAUCGGCGCAUUGUAUUUAUUUAUACCGAUAAUGGGCCGAGUAGGUGCUGGAACUAAUUCAGAAGUCAUUAUGGCGAAUAUGUUGUCAAUUUUAUUUUGUUUACUUCUAAGUUUUACGAUGCCAAUGGUAAUAUUAAUUAAAAAUGCUGGACGUAUAAUAAGUGUGAUGACAGGUUUAUUUUACUUGUCAGUCGCAGUACUUAUACUAACACCUCUAGGGUUUCCUUACAGUGGCGAUGUUUCGUCACCUGCACCUCAACGAUUUAUGAUUGCGCAUACUCAAAGACAGUAUUACGAUGUAGAUGGUAUGUUAAAGUACUCAGGAACUGGAUUUUGGUUAGUAGACUUAGAUAUGAAUAGUCCUCAUAGCGUUCAGUCAAUGGUACCUGAAAUAGGUGCUGUAUUACCUACAAAUUUAGACUGUGAAGAACAAUUAUUUUGUGGUUUGCCCUAUCUUGUACCAGUUAGAAGAUUUUUAUGGAAAACAAGUUGGAUACCCGGACCAGCUCCUAAUAUAAAAAUCCCAACGCAGCUGGAAUUAUUAUCAAAAAUAGCAAAAAAGCAAACUAUAACAUUAACAUUUAAUAUUACUGGUCCUGAUCACAUAGGAAUUAUUCUGUCGCCUUACAAAGGAGUGCAUUUAAAACAGUGGAAUGUUGUCGGAGGUGAUCCACUGGCAUGUCCAUCGUGGAACGAUCGUGAAGUUUACUUCAUUUACUACGCCUGCUCAUCCGACUGUGUUCCCUAUAAUUUUUCCGUAGUUCUUAAAGUUCCAGAAAAUAAUGAAGAACCGAUUUUAACGAUCGCCUUAGCCGGGCACUUUUUGCACGGAGAAAAUCAAAAGUCACCAAAGUUUGAAAAGUUCCUCAAACAAUUCCCUUCGUGGACAGUUAUCACACCCUGGACUGCCUCUUACACUUCGUGGGAAUUUUAA